This is a messenger RNA of Lineus longissimus, 8349 nucleotides long. RefSeq lists its product as uncharacterized. The transcript has 8 exons. The record is from RefSeq and is a predicted model, not a curated record. The coding region runs from base 426 to 3371 and encodes 981 amino acids. NCBI's taxonomy places the organism in Eukaryota, Metazoa, Nemertea, Pilidiophora, Heteronemertea, Lineidae.
GGUUUCGGUCGACGUGCGGGAUGAUUUGAUGCUCUCUGAAGCAUAUUUAAGCAAUGGAUCCCUAUUUUCCAGCUCCUAAGGAUGAGCCAAAUGUCCCUGAAGCUUCCAAACAAUCCGAUGCGGCCACCAACCUGAGCCAGUGGUCAAGGGCCCGUGGUCUAAUCGCCUUGCCAGUGCUGUCAUGGGUUCGUGGUCUACACAAGGGGCAGACAGGGAGCCUGCACUCAACUAAUUAAGGUCCAGAAGAUGACGGUCAACUUGGAGACAAAUCACCGGUCAAAUACCACCGAGAUGCGCGGGAACAUGGUGCAGGCGGGAAGGCUGAGCGGCCACGACGCAUCAGGAGUCGCACGCGCCGAGGAAAGGGCUCAAGAGGCGAGGGGAACUCGACGAGGGGGAGUAAGCGUGGACGAGGUGCUGGACAGAUGAGUGGUGGAGGUCUGAUGCAUGGACAGCCUCCGAACAUGCUACCAGGGAUGGGAGGUGGAUGGAACCAACCAAUGCCUGACAGCUACAUGGAUCAGAACUAUCCUGGUCAGCAGGGGAUGAUGCCGAUGCAAGGUUUCCCUGGUAACAUGCCUGGCAACAUGGGUGGUCCUGGGAUGGGCAUGGGCGGAAUGCCAGCGGGCCAGGGUAUGGGCAUGAACAUGCCUGGUGGGCAGAGUAUGGGUAUGAACAUGGGACGUGGCAGUGGAUACAGCAUGAACCAGAUGGGUAUGAACAUGCAGGGUGAUUAUAUGAACAUGGGUCCCCCGGGGCAAGACAUUGGUAUGAAUAUCAACACUGGGAAUGGGCGAGGUGGUUAUAUGGGCUCGAACCAUGUUGAUAUCCCUGGUGGUCAUGGUAUGGGUAUGUCUGGGCAGGGCAUGGUCAACUCGGGUAUGAGUAUGUCGGGCAGGCAGGGCAUGGGCAUGGGUGGCUACUCGUCCUCUCCUGGUAUGGGCAUCAACCAAGGUGUUGACAUGAAUAUGGGUGGACGCCCGAGUAUGGCAUGUAGUGGCCUAAACUCGCCGAGUGAGUCAUCAUCUGGGAUGCCCUCGACACAUGGGAUGACAUCCGACAUAAUGAGUCAUAACAUGGCCAUGAACAUGCCAUCUGCAGUCAUGAGGAUGAAUCGCUCACAGGGCGUGAUGGGCUCGCAAGGGAUGGGUGGCAUGAGCUCACAAGGUGGCGCUGCAAUGGCGAGCAUGCGGUCACCGGGGAUGGGAGGGAACAUGAUGUCAUCACAGAAUCGCCCCAGUAUGAACAUGGGCAAUCAGGAGACGAGUUCGAGCUCCAACAUGUCUGCUCAGGGUAUGGGUAUGACCACGUCAACGCCACAGGCCAUGGGCAUGAAGAUGCAGACUGGGGCAGCAGAUGUAGGUAUGAAUAUGCCGCCGUCUGCUGGUAUGGGCAGUAACAUGGGUGGUGUGUCGGGCAACAUGGGAGCUAGCGGCGCUGGAGGCAGUAUGGGCAUGGGCUCAGGCAGCACAGGCAAUAUGGGCAUGGGUUCUGGAAGCUCUGGUAAUAUGAGCAUAGGGUCACAGGGAAGCACAGGUGGUAUGGGCAUGGGGUCACAGGGGAGCACAGGCGGUAUGGGCAUGGGGUCACAGGGGAGCACAGGCGGUAUGGGCAUGGGGUCACAGGGGAGCACAGGCGGUAUGGGCAUGGGGUCACAGGGGAGCACAGGCGGUAUGGGCAUGGGGCCACAGGGGAGCACAGGCGGUAUGGGCAUGGGGUUAGGGGGCAAUGUGCCAUCAAUGGGAGGAACAGGAAGUGGAGGUUCUGGACGGGGAGGGAUGGGCAUAUCGCCCAGUCAGACAUCAUACAAUGCUGGUAUGAGUGCAGGCAGCCGCGAGAUGGGAACCAAUUCUGGUAGCACUGGUAUGAACCCUGGUAGCACCGUAAUGAACCCUGGUAGCACUGGCAUGAGCUCUGGAAACACCAGUAUGAACUCUGCUGGUAUGAACCCAUGUAGUACCAGUAUGAACCCUGGAAGCACCGGAAUGAACCCGAGUAAUACUGGAAUGAACCAAAGUAAUUCUGGAAUGAACCCAGGUAGUGCUGGAAUGAACCAAGGAAGUACCAGUACGAAUCCCGGUAGCACUGGGAUGAACUCGGGAAGUAGUGGUAUGCCUUCCAAUAGUACAGGCAUGAGCUCUGGAAAUAGCGGGAUGAACUCGGGAACUGCCGGAACGAAUUACAGCAGUAUGGGCAUGAAUUCUGGAGGCGGUGGUGGCAUGACAACGAACGGCCAGCCAAACAUGGGAAUGAGCAACUCUGGAAUGGGGCCUCGGUCGAUGGGAGGAUCAACUGUUCAGCAGAGUAUGAACCAAAACCAAGCAGGAAUGAACUCUCCAGCGAAUAUGACACAGAUGAAGCUGACAGGAUCAAACAGCGGCAUGACAGGAACGACGAAUAUAAUGCAGAAUGCUGGGAGCCAGAUUAACAGCCAGCAAGUGCCACCUGGCUACAACCACAAUGCCAGAUGGGAUAGUGGCGCCAUCAAUCAGCCAAGCAAGAAACCUCUGGAGGCUGAGGAGGUUGAUGAGGACAAUGAAGAUGAUGUUGAGGAUGUGAAUGUGAAGAAGAAGUUACUGGGUGUUCUGGAAUCUCUUGUCAGCCAAUCUGACAAGGACACCGAUAUGAUUAUGCAGAUCACUGGCAAGGUUACUGAACAGUACAUGAAGAACAGACAGACAAGUCAACAGCCACGUGCUGAUGAGGUAGCACAGAUCCAGGGACAGAACAUGAACCAAGACAUGCCUUCACAGAUGCCUCAGCAACCUGGCAAUACGCCAUACAACAUGCCUUCAACAAGUCAGUACGACCAGACCAACUCACACCAGUCGUUUGGUCGCUACUCGCAACAGACGAGCAGUCCAUAUCAGCAGCACUCGAGCAGCCAAUACCACUCACAGGGAGCAAGUGGCCUCAGCCAGUAUCAUCAACAGACGAAUAGCCAGUACGGGAUGCAAGCAUCUGCACAAUACCCUGGCCACCCCCAAGGAAUGGCAUCUCAAGCAGCUAUGGGGCAGCAAGCGAGUACAGGCCAGUACAAUCAGUAUAACCCGCGUGCUAUGGCUGGCCAGUAUCAUGGUCACGUACCAGGGGCUGAUCCAAACUCUAAAUCGAAUGUGGGCAUAUACGAGGGCAGCCAGUACGCGCCGCCUGGAAACAGCUUGGCUGCUUUAGAACGCACAAGUAAUAAGGUUCCAGAUGGCAGCAUGUAUGCGGCAAUGAAUCAGAGCCAGAUGCAAGCAGGGAUGAUGGGCCAGAGUCACCAGAUGCAGGGCCAGAUGUCGGGCAUGAUGGGCAAUUACUCAAUGGGCCAAGGGAUGGGCAGUGGGUACAGCGGAUGGGGCUCGGGCUCGGGCAACUACCCAAGUUAGAUCUCGUACAUUCUCUCUCCUGAAGAUCUUUGUGAAAUAGUUGAGACUUUCUUGAUAAGGCAUUUUGACAAGACUUUUAAAAGUUGAGAUAUUUUCUGGCCAGAUUUUUUGGGUUUAUCUUGAAAUAGAUUUCGAGAUAGUUUUGUGCUGACAUUGAUGUACAUGUAUAUAUGAAGAGGUUGUCUGGAAAGUGGUUUAUAGGUCUAUCCGUCUAUUCAUGGUCAACUUGGUCAGAAUGAAUCUUUUACUGUUUCGAGGAAAACCGUUCAUGAUAUCCUUGGCAGCGUCUGUUGUGGUCAAGCUCCUCCACAUGUUGGCUCACUCUUGACUCUUCUUGCCGAUACGUAUUUUCUGGAUUUCUAGAAUUGUGUCUUUGUGUUUAGAGUGGAGGCCUCCACCAAUGAGUGGAGCUCAGGGCUUGAAGACAUCAAGGAGGAGGUUCUCACCGGCCCUUGAGGCUGUGGGGACAGAUACACAAGUGAAAAAGACGCACAGCUAGUUGGUGGAAUGUAAAAUGUACAUUUCUGAUUACAUGCCAGAACCAGCAUACAAAAACUCGGUAGACUGCACUAGUGUUGGCUGGCAUUCUCUCCUUAAAGGAGAAGCCAGAAACAAAAGAUGCCUUAUUUGAGAAAUAAGGCAUGUUAUAUAACAUGGGUGGUUGUUAUUCAAUGAAGGCAUUGUUAUAUAACAUGGGUGGUUGUUAUUCAAUGAAGGCAUUGUUAUAUAACAUGGGUGGUUCUUAUUCAAUGAAGGCAUUGUUAUAUAACAUGGUUCUUAUUCAAUGAAGGCAUUGUUAUAUAACAUGGUUCUUAUUCAAUGAAGGCAUUGUUAUAUAACAUGGUUCUUAUUCAAUGAAGGCAUUGUUAUAUAACAUGGUUCUUAUUCAAUGAAGGCAUUGUUAUAUAACAUGGGUGGUUCUUAUUCAAUGAAGGCAUUGUUAUGACUGGCAAUGCACCAGUGCUUCUCUUACUUUGGUAUAUUAGGCCAGUUUGAGACGUUUGGAGAACGUCUGACUUGAAAGGUCCAGGCCACUGGCAGAAAACUGUUUUUGUGGUGUUUUGAAUAUAAAACUGUCCAGUAACCUAAUUUAUGUUUCUACUCUUGCUCAAGUAUGUUUUAUUCUGGUGAUCUGCCUUAGGAAAGAGUUUUCGGGUUCACAUAAAGACUUGUGGAGCUUUUUGUCACGUUUCUGACUGUGAGCCAUGAGAUAGUAAAUAGCCUGUUUCGCCCAUUUCCUUGGUAUAAAAGAACACUUGUAAAAUGAAACAAUUUUUGAUGUUUUCCCAGCAAUAUAGGUCUUUUAGUUUUGCAACUUUGUGAGUCAUAACAUAAAUAGGGCUGUGAAUGUGAUUUGGCUAGUGACAGUUCUCAAGAUCGGGUUUGGGGUAAAACUAGACAUGGACACUAUGAGGUGGCUGUUAGGCGACAAUGGCAAAUGAAGCAACUAGCAUAUUUAAUAGGGUAUAGGUGCCACUGAUUUCACUAAACGCAUGCAUCAAACAGUAUAUGACGACAGUCAAAUUAUGUCGAGACUAUGAAAAUUGGUAUGAUGUCUCCAAAUAUUGACAUCUCGUCUCUGGCUCCCAAUGCGAUAUACUAGUCGACAGACAACACCUCCCAGUGGACCAUUACAGUUGGUACCUGAUUGGACACGGUAGUUUCCUCCCAGUGGACCAUUACAGUUGUGUUGGUACCUGAUUGGACACGGUAGUUUCCUCCCAGUGGACCAUUACAGUUGUGUUGGUACCUGAUUGGACACGGUAGUUUCCUCCCAGUGGACCAUUACAGUUGUGUUGGUACCUGAUUGGACACGGUAGUUUCCUCCCAGUGGACCAUUACAGUUGUGUUGGUACCUGAUUGGACACGGUAGUUUCCUCCCAGUGGACCAUUACAGUUGUGUUGGUACCUGAUUGGACACGGUAGUUUCCUCCCAGUGGACCAUUACAGUUGUGUUGGUACCUGAUUGGACACGGUAGUUUCCUCCCAGUGGACCAUUACAGUUGUGUUGGUACCUGAUUGGACACGGUAGUUUCCUCCCAGUGGACCAUUACAGUUGUGUUGGUACCUGAUUGGACACGGUAGUUUCCUCCCAGUGGACCAUUACAGUUGUGUUGGUACCUGAUUGGACAAGGUAGUUUCCUCCCAGUGGACCAUUACAGUUGUGUUGGUACCUGAUUGGACACGGUAGUUUCCUCCCAGUGGACCAUUACAGUUGUGUUGGUACCUGAUUGGACACGGUAGUUUCCUCCCAGUGGACCAUUACAGUUGGUACCUGAUUGGACACGGUAGUUUCUAUGAGUGCCUUUGUCAACUUUGUUAUAGGACAUUUUAAAUUUAUUUUAGAUUCAGACUUUAGACGCCAGGUUUUGCCUGUAUUUUAUAACCUUGUUGUUGGUGUACAUUUUGUUUAAGUUGCUUGUUGACAUAAAAAUAGCGAGAGCAGCUUCGGGUCAUGUGACUGUAUUUGUCCAUUAAAUGGAUUCUAUUGACAAAUUGACUGACAAGUCACUUGUCAUAUUGCAUGUCGCGGUCACAGGUGAUAAGCAAUAUAGUGCUGGCUACUCUGGCAUUAAUGUGACAGUUCAGUUCUUCUCCACUUAUGACUUGUGACCUGAAUUAUGAAACAGGAUUUCUCUCCAAGCUGGCCUGUUGUGUUGUCCUCACUUAGGAAGGUUAAACAAAGACAUGGGGUCUUUUUCAGUAAAUUGCUCCAGUUUAAAAAGUUGCUAAUUCUGACGAGCUGUGACCCAAAUACUGUAUAAUACUUUGUCUUGGAAAUGGUUGAAUAUUUUGGGGCAGGCUAAAAUAUGAAAUAUUUCAUUUAUUUCAUUGUGUAGCAUGUGGGUGCGGUCUUCCUGUUGGAAUGUGGAUGUGAUGAGGAAAGUCAGAGGAGAGAACAUGUAACAGAAAGAAAUAAAUGAAUAAUUUUGUUGAAAUUCGAGGAUAAAUCGUCAUGAAAUCUUGUUGAAUCUCAAUAUUUGAAUGAAAUCUUGUUCAAUCACAAUAAUUGAAUGAAAUUCUACGUAGAAAUCCAAUAAUGAUAGCAAGUUUUAUUCUGUGAAUCUACUGAGAUUUCUGACGGCUUAUUAUUGCCCACAUUUCAAUAAAUCACUCAUUUGUGAAUAAUAUGAGCGUACCAAAACUUAACCAGUGAUAGUAAGUCACCUUAUCUGGGGGGGGGGGGGGGUCACCUGAUCUCGGUUUAGUUGCUUAAGAAAAAAAAGCGUCGCUGUCAAAUGGAUUGAAUUGAAGCUGAAAACAACAAGACAAUUUGAAAUACUCCUUUAGUAAUACUCAAUGCCAUGAAAGAUGGUUGUGUAUCCAUGCAUGGUGAUAGGGACAACCACGCCCCCAUCAUCAACUCCUUGAGUAAUACUCAAUGCCAUGAAAGAUGGUUGUGUAUCCAUGCAUGGGGAUAGGGACAACCACGCCCCCAUCAUCAACUCCUUGAGUAAUACUCCAUGCCAUGAAAGAUGGUUGUGUAUCCAUGCAUGGUGACAGGGACAACCAUGCCCCCAUCAUCAACUCCUUGAGUAAUACUCAAUGCCAUGAAAGAUGGUUGUGUAUCCAUGCAUGGUGACAGGGACAACCAUGCCCCCAUCAUCAACUCCUUGAGUAAUACUCAAUGCCAUGAAAGAUGGUUGUGUAUCCAUGCAUGAAGAUAGGGAUAACCACGCCCCCAUCAUCAACUCCUUGAGUAAUACUCAAUGCCAUGAAAGAUGGUUGUGUAUCCAUGCAUGGUGAUAGGGAUAACCAUGCCCCCAUCAUCAACUCCUUGAGUAAUACUCAAUGCCAUGAAAGAUGGUUGUGUAUCCAUGCAUGGAGAUAGGGAUAACCACGCCCCCAUCAUCAACUCCUUGAGUAAUACUCAAUGCCAUGAAAGAUGGUUGUGUAUCCAUGCAUGGUGAUAGGGAUAACCACGCCCCCAUCAUCAACUCCUUGAGUAAUACUCAAUGCCAUGAAAGAUGGUUGUGUAUCCAUGCAUGGGGAUAGGGAUAACCAUGCCCCCAUCAUCAACUCCUUGAGUAAUACUCAAUGCCAUGAAAGAUGGUUGUGUAUCCAUGCAUGGUGAUAGGGAUAACCAUGCCCCCAUCAUCAACUCCUUGAGUAAUACUCAAUGCCAUGAAAGAUGGUUGUGUAUCCAUGCAUGGUGAUAGGGACAACCAUGCCCCCAUCAUCAACUCCUUGAGUAAUACUCAAUGCCAUGAAAGAUGGUUGUGUAUCCAUGCAUGGUGAUAGGGAUAACCUAAUCAUCCACUAUUCACAGACACCAACUCAUCCUUAAGAUUAAUUGUUUUGCCAAAAUAGAUUUUGUUAAUUUUAAUUUUCCUGGAGCCAAAAAGUUAUACUUAACCAACUCGGUGUUUGUGUAUCAAAAAAGCUGAGCCUGAAUGCCUGUUACUGAGUUCCAGAAUAUGGAAUUGGUGGAGAUUUCUGACUGCGCGUUCUAACUCGAGCAAGAAGAGAGUUAAUAGAUGUUGCAAGUCAUGAGUUUACGGAUCUAGUGAGUAUUGUGGUAUUUAAUGGUUGUUUGUAAAUCCAUUGAGUUGUCAUAAGAUUUAAAGGCAGAGUUGCAGGAAUUAGCAGUGGCCAUCACUAAUGUAUGGUUGGAGUGUUCCUGUCAGAGGCAUGAUGGCCUUGGUCUCCAGCUCUCAGAACCAACUCGAAUCAAUUUGCGUGUAUUUAGAGAUGGGACCCUGUGUGACUAAGAUAUUUCAUUUGACAAGUUGAUGUUUGGUAAUGGAUGGUCAAAUAUAAUCUCACGGAAGUUGUGGGUUAAGGUUCUCUACUCUUUGUGUGUGUCAUUUCUGAACAAACAUGGAACUCAUAAUAAUAAUUGUUUGAAAACUCUUGGUAUUUGUGCAGCUGCGGACUUUGUCUCUCGUGAAUGAAUUCUUAUGUCGUCUCUUUACAAUAAUGCAUAAUGUAGGCCUUUCACAUUUAUUACUUUAUUAAAUCGAUGUCUUUUUGGAAA